This is a messenger RNA of Hipposideros armiger (great roundleaf bat), 13731 nucleotides long. It is a transcript of the gene CLSTN2, whose product is annotated as calsyntenin 2. The coding region runs from base 1 to 2691 and encodes 896 amino acids. Gene Ontology annotation, biological process: homophilic cell-cell adhesion; positive regulation of synaptic transmission; positive regulation of synapse assembly. The record is from RefSeq and is a predicted model, not a curated record. Lineage: Eukaryota; Metazoa; Chordata; Mammalia; Chiroptera; Hipposideridae. Gene Ontology annotation, molecular function: calcium ion binding. The transcript is spliced from 16 exons. Gene Ontology annotation, cellular component: cell surface; postsynaptic membrane.
AUGGUCUCCCCAACAGGAUCCCCACUCACUGUCUUUCAUCCUUCUGCAGGGGAAAUUUGUGCGUUCAAGAUCCAUGGCCAGGAGCUGCCCUUUGAGGCCGUGGUGCUGAACAAGACAUCGGGAGAGGGCCGGCUCCGUGCCAAGAGUGCCAUCGACUGUGAGCUACAGAAGGAAUACACGUUCAUCAUUCAGGCGUAUGACUGUGGCGCAGGGCCCCGGGAGACGGCCUGGAAGAAGUCACACAAGGCUGUGGUCCAUAUCCAGGUGAAGGAUGUCAAUGAGUUUGCUCCCACCUUCAAAGAGCCGGCCUACAAGGCCAUCGUGACAGAGGACAAGAUCUAUGACAGCAUCCUGCAGGUGGAGGCCAUCGACGAGGACUGCUCCCCCCAGUACAGUCAGAUUUGCAACUACGAAAUUGUCACAACGGAUGUGCCUUUUGCCAUCGACAGAAAUGGCAAUAUCCGGAACACCGAGAAGCUGAGCUAUGACAAGCAACACCAGUACGAGAUCCUAGUGACCGCCUACGACUGUGGACAGAAGCCCGCUGCUCAGGACACACUGGUGCAGGUGGACGUGAAGCCAGUCUGCAAGCCUGGCUGGCAAGACUGGACCAAGAGGAUUGAGUAUCAGCCUGGCUCGGGGAGUGUGCCCCUGUUCCCUAGCAUCCACCUGGAGACAUGCGAGGGGGCCGUGUCCUCCAUCCAGAUCACCACAGAGCUGCAGACCAAUUACAUUGGGAAGGGAUGUGACCGGGAGACCUACUCAGAGAAAUCCCUUCAGAAAUUAUGCGGAGCCUCCUCUGGCAUCAUCGACCUCUUGCCAUCUCCCAGCGCUGCUACAAACUGGACUGCAGGACUGCUGGUGGACAGCAGCGAGAUGAUCUUCAAGUUUGAUGGCAGGCAGGGUGCCAAGAUCCCUGAUGGGAUUGUGCCCAAGAACUUGACGGACCAGUUCACCAUCACCAUGUGGAUGAAACAUGGCCCCAGCCCUGGCGUGAGAGCUGAGAAAGAAACCAUCCUCUGCAAUUCAGAUAAAACUGAAAUGAACCGGCACCACUACGCCCUGUACGUGCACAACUGCCGCCUCGUCUUCCUCUUGCGGAAAGAUUUCGACCAGGCAGACACCUUCCGGCCUGCGGAGUUCCACUGGAAGCUGGACCAGAUUUGUGACAAAGAGUGGCAUUACUAUGUCAUCAAUGUGGAGUUUCCUGUGGUUACCUUAUACAUGGAUGGAGCAACGUAUGAACCAUACCUGGUGACCAACGAUUGGCCCAUUCAUCCAUCUCACAUAGCCAUGCAACUGACUGUCGGCGCAUGUUGGCAAGGAGGAGAAGUCACCAAACCACGGUUUGCUCAAUUCUUCCACGGCAGCCUGGCCAGUCUCACCAUCCGCCCUGGAAAAAUGGAGAGUCAGAAGGUGAUUUCCUGCCUGCAGGCCUGCAAGGAAGGGCUGGAUAUUAAUUCCCUGGAAAGCCUCGGCCAAGGAAUAAAGUAUCACUUCAACCCCUCACAGUCCACGCUGGUGAUGGAAGGUGACGACAUUGGGAACAUCGACCGUGCCCUCCAAAAGGUCUCCUACAUCAACUCCAGGCAGUUCCCGACCGCGGGUGUGCGGCGCCUCAAAGUCUCUUCCAAAGUCCAGUGCUUUGGAGAAGAUGUGUGUAUCAGUAUCCCGGACAUGGACGCCUACGUGAUGGUGCUGCAGGCCAUUGAGCCGCAGAUCACCCUACGUGGCACCGACCGCUUCUGGAGACCCGCGGCCCAGUUCGAAAGUGCUCGCGGAGUGAUCCUCUUCCCCGACAUCAAGAUCGUGAGCACCUUCGCCAAAGCUGAGGCCCCAGGUGACUUGAGGACCACAGCCCCCAAAUCAGCUGUCUUAGAAGAGAUGCUUCACAACUUAGAUUUCUGUGACAUUUUGGUGCUGGGAGGGGACUUGGACCCAAGACAGGAGUGCUUGGAGCUUAACCACAGCGAGCUGCACCAGCGACACCUGGACGCCACCAACUCCACUGCAGGCUACUCCAUCUAUGGUGUGGGCUCCAUGAGCCGUUAUGAGCAGGUACUGCGUCACAUCCGCUACCGCAACUGGCAUCCGGCUUCCCUUGAGGCCCGGCGGUUCAGGAUUAAGUGCUCAGAACUUAAUGGGCGCUACACCAGCAAUGAGUUCAACCUGGAGGUCAGCGUUCUUCAUGAGUUCAGAGUUUCAGACAAGGAGCAUGUCAACCACCUUAUCAUGCAGCCUCCUUUCCUCCAGUCAGUCCACCACCCUGAGUCCCGGAGUAGCUUCCAGCACAGUUCAGUGGUCCCAAGCAUCGCCACAGUGGUCAUCAUCAUCUCCGUGUGCAUGCUAGUGUUUGUCGUGGCCAUGGGCGUGUACCGGGUCCGGAUCGCCCAUCAGCACUUCACCCAGGAGACUGAGGCUGCCAAGGAGGCCGAGAUGGAUUGGGACGACUCUGCGCUCACCAUCACAGUCAACCCCAUGGAGAAACAUGAAACGCCAGGGCGUGGGGAGGACGAGACCGAGGAAGAGGAGGAGGAAGAGGAAGUAGAGGAAGACCUCAGCUCCGGCAGCAGCGACUCAGACGACAGCGACGAGGAGGAGGUGGAGGAAGGGGUGGGCAGGGGCAGACACGGGCAGAGUGGAGCCAGGCAAGCCCAGCUGGAGUGGGACGACUCCACCCUCCCCUACUAGCGCCCAGCUGUCUGGGCCCCCCAUCUUCCCUUUUGUAAGCCCCACCUGAUGUAUGCCGAGCCUGUCACCGUCACCUCUGAUUUCUAUGACAGCCUGGGCAGGCCUGCCCCAGCCUCCUGGAACCUGCCUACACAGCUUGGGCGCUCCUGGUGUCCCAGCCCUGGGGUGGUUCCAACAAGCCCAGUGUCAUCCUCAAUGGGGACUUCAGGGUGGACCUUGUCCUGCAACCCCCACUGUUCCUACCCUGGGCCCCCCAGCAUUCUGUCAGCCAAUCUGCAGAGUUCUGCUUUUGCUCUUCUCUACAGGGGAGAAGGGCAGCCUCUAUGUCACUCACCUCCCCCAGGCUCCGUGUUCCCCAGGCCCUUGGUCUGCAACUCACUGUGUGUCCCUGACUCGGUCAUCUCUCCACACACACCAGCAGGUUCUCCUUACCUGACACUCCAGGUGGUUUCGUUCAUGCAGAGUGGUCAGGUUUUACGUACCUGAGGUCUUGGUCCUUAACACUUCCAAGAAAAGUCUUUGUCAAAGCAGAAUGAAGUUCAUAGGAAGAGGUUCACACACACACAUACACACACACUCUCCCCAGUUUGGAAAGCCUUUCCUUUUGAACUUUCUGAGCCAUAUAAACUUAUAUGAAAAGUCUAAAAUCUUGGCCACAGCUGGACCUGGUCACCAACCAAAGCUAUCUCAGUCGGCCUGCCUGGGCAGCUGCUGAGACCCCCAUGGCUGCCCUGCUGGGGGCUCUCAGCCCAUGAACCCAUAGGAUCCAGGAAGCAUUCCACACAGGUACUGCCCCCAGGUGACGGCUAUGACAAGCCUGCAGCCAGGGAUCAGAAGGAAGGGCUGAUGAGGUGACAUCACUGGGCUUCAUGGUGGGCUCAGAUCUGGGAGACAUGGAGUGGCUGGGUUCUCCCAGGCCAGAGGGCGGCCCGAAGUUGACAAGGCUCUCACCACUUAGGCUUAUGGUCCCUCAGCCCCCAUUUCAGACUGGUUUGCCUCUUAAGAAAAUACAUUCUUCUUGGGUGUACUAGAACAAAUGUGAACUGCAUCGAGUCUAAAAUGAAAGUUUGGAAAUGUAACUGCUAGGAAUUAGAAGCAUCUUUGUGAUAAUAACAGCUGCUGCUUCUUCUCAUAAAAAGAGCAAUGCGUUGGGUGGAGGGCUAACUAAAAACUUUAUUUAUUUAUUUAUUUAUUUAUUUAUUUAUUUAUUUCUUCUUUUUUUAAUAAGGAAAUCUUUUCCAUCUCCUUCCUAACAUGGACACCUCAUGAGGCGAAUUGUUGCUAUAGUAACUGGUCUGUGAUCUUUUGGGGCCAAGAGAAUAGCAGGCAAGAAAUAGGGCCAUUAGAAGACUUCCACGAGGCUCGAAUGUCUUGGGCUUUGUCCUCAGUAUGUGUGAUCUGUCCCUGGCCUCCCAGCCUUCCCCAGCCCCGCCCAUAUUGGCUUGGCACAGGCACAGAGCUGGUCCCUAGUCACAGUGGCAUUCAGGUUCAAAAGCAAGUUCGGAAUCUGUUCGUUCUCCUCCCUAUGUCAUCAGAACAGUGCUUAUGAAGGGGAACCGCUGUCAAUGUCCUCUUGUCUGACCUUCACCCAGUGAGGACCCAUGAUAGGCCUUUGCAACCUUCUGAUUCCAGAAAACUACCUUAUGCAGCUUUUUCCAUCUCCUAAAGUGGUUUUUGCAUCUGUUCCCUCCUUUGAUCCUCACAGUAAUUCUGUGAGGUAGUUGGGACAUCUGUUGUCAGGCACAUUUUCAUUAUGAGUAAAGUGAGGUUCAGAGAGUCAAGCGUCUUGCUCAGAGUCAUUCAGAGAUAUACAAGACUAGACUCCCCCCUUUUCACUCCUGGUCUGAUGCCCACCACCCUGAUUCCACUUGUGUUAAUAUUUACAGAGCUAACAGGCAUUGCUGAGGACCUACUAUGUGCUGUACAGUCGACCAACGGCUGUGAGAAAAGGAUAAAGCUGAAUAAAAUGAGCUCCUUGCCUCAGAGGAUGAGAUGAUGGCAGAGGAGAAAAAGGGGGCAUAGAAAUUAUACAAGAGACAAUGGAGAGGGAGGGAGAGGAGUCCCAGGAAGAAGGGGGCACAUUCACACACUCCGCCAGGGCUCUCAUUUUCCCUUCUUAGGGAAAAACGCAGGCAGAAGUUUGGGGUUUUAUAUUCCUUGAAUGGAAAUAGACACUUCUGUGAAUUCUCCCAACCAAAUAGCCUUUUAUCAUCAGGCUGUGUCUGCACAUCUACCAGGAGAAAAUCUGUGGGACUGCAUUGUCCUCACAGUCCCCUUAGUUAAAUAAAAGGAGAUUCUAGGAGCUCGCCGAAUUCUCCCAAAAUUGUGGCAGUAAAAUGAAUACUUUAUACGUUUAAAACCAAUUCUUUCUGAAUUGGACUUUGAUUUAAACUAUGUAAGUCCAGCGUUCAGGAGAGCACUUUUCUCAGCUCAGCCUUUCAGUUUGGUGGGGGUGGGGAAGGUGUUUUGCCCUCUGGCUAUCUCAGAUCGCCACAUCACUUAUUCAUGGUUGAGCAGCUGUUUGGGGAGUGUAAAAUCUUUCUGUGUUUUGGGGGCUUGGCAGGGAGGGAGCAGGUGAAAGUGGCACUUGGCUGGGGCAGUAGAGUCGCGGACCAGACUCAUAGAGAAACAACAAGGUCACAUCAGAGCCAUUUCCAUCAACUCCUGCUGUGGGAGGUCACACUCGGCAUGCCAGUUCAGAGAGGAGGCACUUGAAACAGUGUUGCUUUGUAGAAGGGCAUUUGUCAUGUUCCCAACACCCUGCUCAUCACCAUGGUGAGGACAGAAGGGGGCGGGGGGAGUAUGUAAAAGUAGCAGAAGCAUCAGGGGUGAUCCAGGUGAACUGUGAGUAAUGUCACUUGCCCUCCACCCAAUAUUCUAACCACAAGUGGAAAAUGUCAUUAAUCAGCCUAGCAUUUUCCAGGCUCCAUAUGUUGGCAUCUGGGAACCAGGACUCCCAGAUGACCCCAACAUGCAGUGGCCUCUCAUCCAGUCGUCAGCAGCAGCAGAUGCAGAUUUGAACCCGGGAAGAACAGCUGACGGGUUUGGCCAGAGGCCAGACCACUGCUUAUCUCGCCAAGUGCAUGAACAGAUUCUGCUCUCUGGAGUUUGAGACUGACACCUCUCAAGUGAGUCAGGUGACAGGGAGGAGGAGACAGAAAGGUCCAGCACAGAAUGAGUUACCCCAGUGGAGUAAAGCAAUCAACGAGUGGCCACCUGCCUUAAAGAAUGCUAAAAGUAUAUUCUAGUAGGUUUAAUCAAAUGCUAUACACCUGACCAAGGCCCAAUCACAAAAUGUGAUUUCAGUGGGAUCUCUUUUCCCGACCACUUUCUUGAACGUAUUCAAUCAUCCUGUGGAGCAGAGCUGAGACCACACACCUGUGCAUGUAGCAAGGGCUAUACCUUGUAGACACGGGACCCUCAGGGGGAAGGGCUCCUGGUGCGAAGCAACGUUCUUCAUUUCUGUACAUCCAGCAGGGCUUGGCAAGCUUUAUUAUAAAGAGCCAGGUAGUAAAUGUUUGGGGCUUUGCAAGUCAUAUGGUCUCUGUUGCAAAUAUUCAACUCUGCCCUUGUAGCAUGAAACCAAUCACAGACAAUACUUAAACAAAUGAAUAUGGCUAUGUUCAAAAAAAAAAACAACACCUUUAUUUAUGAACACUAAAAAAAUCAGGCCAGUUGAAUUCAUAUUAUUUUCACAUGUCAUGAAAUUUUAUUGCUCUUUUGAUUUUUAUUUCCAACCAUAUAAAAAUGGAAAAAACUGCCUGGUCCCAUGGGUCAUACAAAAACCAGCAGCCAGCCAGAUUUGGCUCCCGGGCUGCAGUUGGCACACCCCUACCCUAUGUGCAUGGAAAGCAGCCUUCUAUCUCCCGAAGGAAAGCAAAUUGCUCUCUUAGACCCUCCCUUAAACUACCCAGUGGUCUUUGCCUCUAAAAUGAACAACUAACAACACCACAGUCUUUAAUUAAGCUGUUUUAAAAGUCCGUGUUCCAGGGGAAAAUAAAAACAAAAACCACUUGUUACUUGUUGAAUUGACUCAGAUGCAGGCAAGCAUCUAUUAAGAGCUGAAGGCUCUAAGCCCAGGGACUGGCUGACCACUGAGCUCACCCCACUGAGCUGAGGGCGAACUCCCAGGCACCAGGCCUUCUCUGCAAGACCCAGCCCAUAAUGAUUUCUAAGUAGGAGUGUUCAUUAUCUCAGACUGAUUUUUCCAUUUCAGCCCGGCUCAUGCCAUCACUCUAAAAAUGACCCUAAAGAUUUGUGACUGCUACAAUCAAUAGCAACAUAAUCAGUAGAAAGCCCAACCCAGCACACUUCAAAAUUAGCAGUCUUCUUGGCUUUAUGAUUCAAUAUUAAUAAGAGGAAGAAAGGAAGACUUUUUCUUCACCAUCCCCUCAUUUAAAUUAACUAAAUCGGUUUUACAAAGAAAGUGAGGGAGUGGUUCUAAUUCUCUGGAAGAAUUUACCAGUGCAAAGUAGGUACUUUUCAGGUAGGCGAAUUCUCAGGCCUUUGGAAGAUCCCCACAGCCCCCGGCCGCGUGCUCUGGCGGGCUGCUGCGGAUGGUACACGAUUCUCUGUCUACAUCAGACGUUUAUCGAGGCUGACAAGCCAAAGCCCUUGGCACAAUUUAAUUUUCGUGUAACCGCUUUCCGUUGUCCAGCUGUAGACAAAGGAAAUGAGCAAUGAAAGUUUGGAAGUCUGCUCCAGCACCUUCAUUUCCCUGUCUUUAUUUGCUUUGCUUUGUAAAUUUAUUCUGUACCUGCCAUAUAGAUCCUGCUCUAGCUUUCUUGUUGGCACCAGCUGGAGAGGAGAGUGGGCUUUAUAAGGGCUAUGGAUCCAAAGCCAGACUUAACUAUCCCAGGGAGACAAAAAGAGACAAAAGAAGUUACCUCCACUGGCACCCCAGAAGUCUAGCAGAUUUUGCCUGUAUGCCAUCGGCGAACAGAUGGGGUUCUGUGUUUGCAGCUAUGUUCGAUGUAAUUCAGCAAAUCCUUGCUGAGGGCCUGUGGUGUGCAGGGCCCUAUGCCAGGAACAGGGGAAGGGAAGAUGAGUGAGGCGUGGCCCUGCACAUGAGGACCUCCUGGUCUUGCAAACUGUCGGGGUGUUUCCUUUGUAGUGUUGGAGGCUGUCUGUGAAUAGUCAGAACUGCUGGGGACAGGAGUUUGGGGUUAGGAGAGGUGGGAUAACUUACUUUGGCCGUUCUCCUCCCUGAGUCAGGUGGUAGGACCUGACACAUGGCUGAGCCAACCGAGGUGCUCUCGAGGGAAGCAGGCAAUGCUUCUCUCUGUGUUUCUUAAUUCUACCCCAGCCUGACUCAGUUCACUUGUAGAUGAAAGCCUGCCUCCUGGGCCAAAAUAACAUGGCUGAGAUGUAGUGAAACUAGGCCAAAGGAAAUUCUUAAGGAUGCACGAACGGCAGGCGGCCAGACCUCGAAGUUCCGAAGGGCAACCCAGAUAAAGGGCCAGCAUGAGCCCAGACCCAAAGACAUGAGACAGCCUGAUGUGAGGGAGCACCCCUGAGGCCCCAAGUCAAAGCUGAAGGAGGGGAAAGGGCCUAACUUCUGAGGGUUCACACUUGACUCUGCAGUAGACGUUCUCAAGGUGCAUCCCUGGACCACAGCAUCAGCACCACCUGAAAAUGAAUGAGACAUGCAGACUCUCAGGCCCCACCCAUAAACCACUGAAUCAGAAACUCCAGGGAUGGGGCCCAGCUGGACAGCGGAAAGCGGUUACAUCUGUGUUUUAAUGAGCCCUCCGAUUCUGAUGCCCACUAAGGUUUGAGAACCAUGGUUGUGGAGGAUGAGGAGACUGACUUCAGCUGGCUUUGGGAGGAGAUGACUAUUAACAAGACAAAAUAAUCAACUAUUCGUGUAGUGAGGAGAGGGGAUAAAGCAGACGACCCACCCACCCUCUAGGGCCCUCCAAGCUCCAAUCCGUACCCCCAGAGGUUUCAGGGAAUCCUGGUCCUGGUCCAGGAGUCACUUCCUGCUGGUCUGUCCCCUUUCAUCCUGGAGAGGGACACAGUCCAGGAGAGACUGUAGUGAGGCCACCCAUCCCAAGGGAGGUCACCAUCCAGGUCCCUCCUCAAGGGCUCUACUUUAGAGGCAAACCAUUAAUCUGUAGCAAUGACCCCGCAGCACCGGGAGAACUGGUCUCCACACAGCCCCUGUGCUGGGGGAGCCACCGGGACCUGGCAGACAGUGGAGUGAGGUCAUUUCAGGACACCGCCAGGUUGCUGCACCACUGCGCCGUGUGUGACGGGACCGCGCCAUGCAGCGUCCUCAUCCAGGCACUAAAUUGGAUGGGAAAUAAAUGGCUUUUCUUGGAAGGGCAGUAACUCAUUCUGGAUGCCACUGAAAGUAGAAAACAAAAACCAAAACCAAACCUGCAGCCCUCCUUGCAGACAUUCUGUCUCGGCCCUUGAAUUUCUAAGACCUGCCAAGGUGCCAGGCUCCACCCAUGCCCUUUUCCCCUUUGACCAGAUGCCUGGGGUCCACCAAUUGAUUUUGGGUUUUUUUUUAUUUAUGGCUUAAAUUGUGAAGCUCCACAAACCUUUGGGAGGACUAGUUGGUGCUCUGUCAGUCAUUGACAGCUAACUGUGGUGCAGAAUCUGUCCUUGUAUAAAAAUUUCUGAGGCUGAGAGUCAGAGGACCAGGGUGCUGGGCCUUGGGGUGGAAGAACUAAAAAGAAACAAAGUGGGAAGGAGUCCAGACACGUGGCCUUGGAGAGCGAGCUCCUGCUGUUUAGUUCCUACGAACCGGAAUUCCCUCCAGAUCAGAGACACAUUCCUGGUCUUCUCAGCAGUCUCCUUGCUGAAUCCUCCCAAAUGCCCUAGCGGACACCUCCAUUGCACCAGCCCAGCCUGGAAAAGGUCUUCUGAUUAAAUGCCCAACCAAUCUUUUGAGACCACAGAGAUCAUAUCGAGAGUAACUCACCUCUAACAGAUUAGAACAUGCUAACAAGAAUGAAUAGGGCUUGCCAGCCUCUGGCCGGUGAGAGAGCUUGGGAAAGCCAGACCCAAGAGGGGGAGGUGAAAUGUUUCUUCAUGCCACUGAGACCCAGAAGAGUUUUUUUCUUUACUGCCCGGCCUCUCUUCGUGAAUUCUCAAAAGAAACAUUUCUUUCCCAAGACUUUAAGCCAAUUGUAUGUGUUACCCUGAAGUUAGUGAUUUAUUGCUAAAGCCUCCGAAGGACAAGGAGUGAGAUGUCAGGCAGCUGAUGGCGAGACCUUUGGUAGUUCUGGAAUCAGGGUGAGCUCUGGUCUCGUUGGCAGGCCUGGGCCUGUGUAGUCAGGUAAAACAGGAAGACAUUGUGGACUGAGGGUGAGGAGCUCAGACCCAGCCAGGACACCAGGUGGAGUGAGUGAGUAGUGAGAGGGCUUUCAUUAGGAAGGCUGGGCACAGGUGAGACCUACAUGGUGUGUCCCUGGGCAGACCCUAUCAGCCAUUUACAUUUGUCAGAAAUGCAGAGAGAACCAUGUCCCGACACCCGCUAAUGUGUCCCAUUCUAAGGCGCACAGAGGAGCUGGUACCUCUGGGCCACAGAGGUGACAUAUCUCCAGAGUCAAGGUCCCACUCCAUGAGAACUUUCAGCUGAGGGAAAUGGAACCAUAGUCGCCCUCACUUCCCAGGCUCCCGGUGGGGUGCCUGAGCAGGACCCUGGAACACAUGGUGUGUGAGUGCAGUAUGGCUCCCCAACUCUCUCCUCCCCUGCUGUCACAGGCCCCUUCCUCAAGGCAAGAGGAGUCACUUCUCUAUCACAGCACCCUGGUUGUCUAGCAUGGCACUUGGCCCAUAGCACAUGCUCAGUAAACGCUGAAGGACAUGGAAAACCAGAGAUCCUUGGACCUCAGUGAAUGGACAAGGUUUGAAAAACUAAGAUGCUCCAGUGGAAAAAGACUCUUCCACCUUUUCCCUGAGUGUAUAAGUUGAGGUCCUUUCUAAAGUCAGAUCUAAGAGGAGUGGAAGAGCAGUCGGGGGAGGAUAACAUUCCUGCUUAACCAAUGGGAAAAGAACAGGAGUAGGGUUGUUGGGAGAGUGACCCCUUCCCAGCUAUAACCAGUCAAAGGAGUCCCAAGCAAGGAGCCGGGGUGGAUGAGCCUUGAUGAGCCCACUGGCUCUGCCCAACAGGCCAUGGGCAGCGUCCCAACAGAUGAGAGAGAGCCCUCAUCUGUUCAUGACCUCAGCUCUGUGCUCCUCUCCAGUCCUUUUUAUCAGAUCCACUGCAGAGGAGAUUCAUCAAGGUGAAGCUCAAUUCUCAAUAGACUAAUGAAAAGAGGGCAACAGACAUGCGAAGAGCCAAAAUGCAGACAGUGUGUAUUAAUCACAGGCAACAGAAACAUGUCAGGUUUAAUGUCUAUUUGCUUUUAUCUUGAAAUGAAAAUGCAUCUCUGCUGCCCAGACCCUUUUUUCUGAGCAUUUCAGAACAGAAAUGUGACACACACACACUCGUACAACACACACACACACACACACACACACACACACACACACAUAAACGUUGAGGGUUCUUUUCCCCAACAGAAAGAACUACCAGAGAAAUGAGCCUACAGGUUAUGACUAUUUGCAGAAGCAGAGCACCAACCUCAAGUCUCAGCUACAGACACCAUUCCCUGUGUGGAGAAGCGGGGAGGAGGGACAAGGAGGCACCUGCCCUUGGGAAGGGUUCAAGAGGAUCUGUGUGAUGAGGUGCUCUGCUUGUGCCUAUGGGUCAUGGAUGUGAAUAGAUCAUGAACAUCCACCCCUGGAGACAGAAGUGCAUGCAUCCUGGCCAACGUGGAACACCCACCCCCAGCUCUCUUCCACGGCUGCAAAGGAGUCACUGAUGUGUGGGAUUCAGAAGAGAUCGUGCUCAUUGUCACUAGUAAAUUUCAAGGGGUGGAAAUAAGGCAAAAGCUUUUUGGAGGUCAGGGAGUGAGCCUUGAUACCCAGGGCUGAUCACUCAAAAAGCAAGAAAAGAGAGAUGGAGGUGACUCAGAGUUGGAGAGGGAACAGGUGAGGCUAAAUAGGAGUGACAGCAACCAGAACACCCCUCACCCAGGAAGCCAGAACGUGGCUUUGUCUUGAAGGCUGCACCCAAUAUCCAAGUUUCAGGAAACUCUGGGUACAUCUGACAGCGUGACCACAGAGGCAGUCAAAUCAAUUGCUUCCAAAGUCAAAGCUAUUAAAAGGUGAUUUCAGCUCUUAAUUGAACUAGUCGUGAUGGCUCAAGCCACCUGAUUGCUUUCAUCCUGACCUCAGUAGCUUCCAAGAAAGAUUAUUGGUGCCUAGAGAGAUAGGCUUGGGAGGAAACUGAAGAAACCCAGUUGGUGAGUUUAGAAAAGAAAGCACAUGUGGAAGUUGGUUGUUGUCAAAGAAACCUGUAGGUAUAAAGUUGGGUGUGUUAUGUUAUCGGCAUGGACAUGAUAAUGUCAGUAAGGUAAGAUUUGGAAUGACUUGGUGGCACAUUAGUUUGGAAAAUUAAUUAAUGUAUUAAAUAUAAAUUAUCAGAGAUAAAUAGGCUAAGGACAGCUAAAUAUAUGUCAUAUACAUAUCUAUAAUGGAGAAAUAAGUAAGAUAGAGAUUGAAGAUGUUGACGGUCCUAACACAUUUUAAAUUCCUUAGAAGCACUGGUUUGGAUGUUACACUUUUUCUUGCUGUUUACUUUUAGCUCUCAAAGCUCUGAGAACAGUGCCUGGCACAUAGUGGAAGUUUGGUAAGUGUCUGGAAAUUGAAGGUCCAGCCUAUCACAGCUCGGUAGACACUCAGUAGUAUCACAAUAUCCCAAAUUAAAUGAGCCACAGAGAAGCUCAACCAAUACCCCCUCCUAGAUCAUCACCACCUGACUGAGGAGAAGCUGUUGGAAUUCAGACUCGGUGCAGUGUCCAGCCAGCUGCAGGCUUUGGGUCUGGCUCUCCAGUGACGAGCAGUGACAGGAUGUCGCAGAUAGUGGGUUCAUGCCACUUAGACCACAUCUGCAUAACACCCAGCAAGCUAUUUCUACAGGAAAUGGGGUUGGGGCUUCCCUUCUAUCGCCUCUGCCAUUUCCUAAACACUUGGUGAAAAUGCUGUUGAAUUUAGCCAACAUCAGGCAGAACUCUGGAACUAAAUAUAAAGGCCAGUCUGAAAGGUCCAGUGGUUUCUUCUCUCAGCCCUUCCCUUCUCCCAUUUCUGGAGAUGCCACCACAAUUUGGAAGUCUUGGACAGCUGUUUAUUCCCAGCUGCCAAUCACAAUGUGUGUGAAAAAGGUCUGAGAUAAAGAGGUGGGUGUUCUCUCUUCAAAGACUCUGCAGUGUUGACACUGCAGAGAGAGGUAGGAGCAGCAGCCUCAUGUUACAGAAUCACCUUCAAUCACUGUUGCUAUCUGGGCAGUUACUGCCGGUCUGGCCCAGGUGUCUCCCACCGUGGCUGGCUGUGCCUCCAGGGGUGGGUCAGUGUGUACCUGCUGCACGUCAGAUUUCUGAGCCCUUCCAGCUGCCUCACAGAGUGAAUCCUUUUAGUCUAGAAAAUGUGUUUAUUUGCUAAAUAUACUAUUGUGUGUGUAUGAGUGUGGUGCAAUGCCAACUUUGGACUAUCUUGUUAGAAGGACUGUAUGCAUUUACAGAAUGUGGAAUCUAAUUUCGGGAGAGUAUGUUGUCAUCUUGCUCCAUGAAUGAGAUUGCUCAGUCUCAACAGAUCAGAGAAAAUGCUCUGUCCCUCCCCACACCUCUCUCAGCACCCCUCCCCUGCCUAAUGAGCUGUCCUAUCUGAUUCAGGCUGACAUGGAGUAAGGGGCGCUGAGAAUCUGUAUGUAUAUAAAGACAUAGGAAGAAGUAAGAACAAUCACGGGCAUCUGUUGGGCUUCUCCCCAUGACUGUGGUCUUAUCCAAGUUGGAAUCACAAACUUAAAAUUUCAAACAAUUAAGAUUCUUGCCGUCUCCAAGUAAUUUGUUAAAUGCUAUUCAACACAGACAGAUAUUUAUUUUCAGCCUUGGCUUGUAAAUACCUACAAACUGAUUCAUGUUGGUGGUCAUUAUGACACUUUCUGUGAAUUGGUGAAUAAAUAUGAUUUUAGAAUUUCACAGUAAA